Messenger RNA from Cuculus canorus (common cuckoo), 5262 nucleotides. It is a transcript of the gene GXYLT2, whose product is annotated as glucoside xylosyltransferase 2. Gene Ontology annotation, molecular function: UDP-xylosyltransferase activity. The record is from RefSeq and is a predicted model, not a curated record. Lineage: Eukaryota; Metazoa; Chordata; Aves; Cuculiformes; Cuculidae. The coding region runs from base 70 to 1302 and encodes 410 amino acids. Gene Ontology annotation, biological process: protein O-linked glycosylation via N-acetylgalactosamine. The transcript is spliced from 7 exons.
GGGUCACGUCCCGGCGCGGGGCCGGGCGGGCGAUGCGGGCGGCGCGCCCCGCGCCCCGAGCUCCGCGCCAUGCGGCUCUCCUGCAAGGUGGCGGCGGCGCUGCUGUGCCUGGGCAGCCUGCUGCUGCUCUACCUGCUGGCGGGCAGCGCCGCCGCGCCCCCGCGACCGCCGCCCGCCAACACCGCCCGCCCGCCGCCGCCGCGCCUCGGCCGCAGCCCCCCGCGCAGGAGCGCGAUCGCCGCCGCCAGGAAAACUGGAGAACAGAAACGUUCAAAAGAGCCUUCAUCUUCGCAAUGCAUGCAUCUGGCAGUCGUGGCAUGUGGGGACCGGCUUGAAGAGACACUAAUCAUGCUGAAAUCAGCAAUUCUCUUUAGCAACAGGAGGCUCUGUUUUCACAUUUUUGCUGAGGAUUCCCUUAAGCCUGAAUUUGAGAAGAAGUUAAAGGAAUGGCCUUCCUCAUACACAAAGAAGUUUGAAUACAACAUUUACCCAAUAACCUUCUCAGUAGGAAAUGCUCAGGAAUGGAAAAAGUUAUUCAAACCAUGUGCUGCCCAGCGCCUUUUUCUUCCGGUCAUUUUAAAGGAUGUGGAUUCUCUCCUUUAUGUGGACACUGAUGUUCUCUUCUUGAGACCCAUCGAUGACAUCUGGCACAUCCUCAAAGAAUUCAACUCUACACAGCUAGCUGCGAUGGCCCCAGAACACGAGAUACCAAAGAUUGGCUGGUAUAGCCGAUUUGCACGUCAUCCUUAUUAUGGGACAACUGGAGUAAAUUCUGGAGUGAUGCUAAUGAAUUUAACACGGAUACGCAACACUCAGUUCAAGAACAGCAUGAUACCGAGUGGUUUGACUUGGGAGGAAAUGUUGUAUCCGUUAUACCAAAAGUACAAAAAUUACAUUACAUGGGGAGACCAGGAUUUGCUAAAUAUCAUUUUUUACUUUAACCCAGAGUGUCUCUAUGUGUUUCCGUGUCAGUGGAACUACCGGCCUGACCACUGUAUGUAUGGAAGCAACUGUAAAGGUGCAGAAGAAGAAGGUGUCUCUAUUCUGCAUGGAAAUAGAGGUGUCUACCAUGAUGACAAACAGCCCACGUUCAAGGCACUCUAUGAAGUCAUACGUGAUUUUCCAUUUGAAGACAAUCUCUUCCAGUCUCUGUACUACCCUCUGCAGUCUAAGUUUCUGGACACAGUGCACACCUUAUGUGGGAGAAUUCCGCAAGUAUUUUUGAAGCAAAUUGAGAAAACUAUGAAGAAGGUGUAUGAAAAUCGUGUCAUUGUCUACUUGGGGGCCAACCACAGAUACUGAACGUAUCUAUAUUUUUACAGUUUUUCAUUCUUGCACCCCCAUCUCAUGAAGCACAUAAAUGAAGAGAAUUACCUCUUUUACUCAAACUCAGACUUAAAAUAUUUUCCUUAUCCAGUUUCCUAAUAACUCCGGAAGUUUUAAAGCCUGAAGAAAUCCUAGAACUCUACCUAAACUGUCCUUUCUUAGGCCUUUUGUUAUCUUCUACAUUUCUGUUGGUUGCAAGAGGGAAAGUUGAUGAUUCUCACUUUUAUUUCAUGAGUUUAAUUUUGUUAUUUGUUUAAGAGCAGCUGUAUUUGCUGUAAUUUUUUUGAAGUUGUGCAAAAGCUUAUAUUGAUCUUGGGCUUAACAAAGAAGUUAUGGUAUGAGCUAUGUAGCAUAUAGGGAAUACGACUCUCGAAAUGGUACAGCAAAUAUUCUUGACUGUAAUGAGAAUGCUCACUUACAGAAACGAUCGCUCAUGUGACAGGAUAAGUUAAAAUUUACUAUAGUAAAGGGGAAUUAUUUGCUUUAAGUCGCACUUCUGUCUGAAGGUAUAUUACCUGCUGUUCAUCAUGUGUAGGACCUAAGAUUUCCCUUACUUAAAAAGGUUAUGGGGAUAGAAGUGCCUAUUAGUACUUUAUAGCUCUUUUUCUCUAGUGGUUGUGAACUUUUCUUCUCUGUUCUUCAGUAGUCACGUUAGGGCUUCUCCUGAAGGAAUUAGAAGGAAAAUAAUUACAACAUAAAUAGGGAAAUGGUGUACAAGAAAUGGGAGGGGGAUGCAGUGGAAGCUGUGGCACCUGCACAGCUAAUGGGGAACAGAAGAAAGGGAAUCCUUUCUUGCAUGGAGUACAGUCAUGGUCUUCCCCUCCAGUCUCUUACAGUUUUAAGAAUGUAUUUGCUAACUUGGUAACACUAACUACAUUAGAUGCAGUCCACAAAUAUUGUGAAUGAAGAAUACAAAAUCAGGUAUUAUUGAUCUGUUUUCCUCUUUAAUUAAUCCUCUUUAGUUGCUGUUUACUGCACAGUAACAGUGGUUUGCCACCGAGAACUGUCCUUCCAUCCCCAUGUUGGGAAACUGAAAAUGCUGCUUCUGACCCACCCUCUUCUGCUUUGCCAGGAACGUGGGGCGCAGAGAUGUAUUUCUGCCUGGCAGUUUCAUUCCUGGAAGUAGAAAGGUUUUAUGCUGCAAUCAUUAUGAAUAGCCUCAAAGUGAAAGAGGAUACAAGAUGGCUUUGAUGUUUAUUCAUAAUACUUUAGUUUAGAUUUUGAAAGUACGAUGUUCGUCUUAGGAUAAGCACAGGCAGGAGCUUCUUAAAACCCUGGAGUAGCUGAAGGGUGCUUGGGACAAGCCACAGGGGAACUGAAACUGAGGACACUCUUCAAAGCAGUGAUACAAGAGCAGACUUCCAGAGGGCAUUUUCUGGGUGUAAGCCGUGAGGCGGGGGUGUUGGUCAGUGCUUGAUGAAAAGAGCAGAGCUCUUACUUUUAAAGUCUGUUCAGAAAAAUACGAGCCAUUACGUGGAACUGCUGACUGCUUUAUCUUGUAGGCAAAGCAGGAAAAUGGUGAGGAAGGUUAAGUAUGUUUCUCUAAUGAAAGGAAAACUGACACAGAUUACCUAUCUUGUACAUGUAGCACGCAUUUAUUAGAGAUCAAUAUUUGGGGGCUGUAGAGGGAGGAAAGGAUACGUUUCCUAAGUUAAAACAUAGGAUUUAUGAAGAACUGUAGUUUUGGGGGUUUCUCUGUAUCCAGUCAGGGCUGAUGCACAGUUUCAUAAGAAAACAAUCUCCAAGAGAAAGUCCUUUUAGCUUGCACGUUCCUCUCUCCUUGUGUGGCAGCGCAUGAGAGGAGGGAAAACACAGGCCUUGCUGGCUUCUCAGGCUGCCAGAUAAACAGCCUGUACGCCGAGUGAAGUGCUGGCAAACUUUUUCCGAACACUGGAGUGUGAAAAUGUCUGUGACACAUCCUUAAGUAUGCUGGGUGAAUGACAGCCUGGCAAACACUGUCACUACAGAGUCCUCCGAGUGAGGAGGCGUUAAGACAAAGGCUUGGAAUAGGGGGCAUACGGUCUUGGUCCUGGCAGUUCCCCUGCUGGUCUGUGCUAGCCUUCACAGGCUUUACUGUCUCUCACAACUUGCCUUAGCAUUUUCUACUUUGAUUGAAGUUUCAGUUGCCACUUAAAAAGAACGGUAUUUCUUUUCUAGCUAAAGAGGAGAGGUUGAAAAUGUAACCUUAAUGAACCUUGAAGGCAUCGGAACCAGAAGGCAGUGAAAGGAAAAAAACUUGAAGGUUUUAAACCUUCAAGGUUUUAAACAUUCAAGGUUUUAAAACUUUAAGGUAAUAUAAGCCUAACAUACAACAUGUAAACCUUUUAGGCUAGCAAUAUGGAGAACUUGUAAAAAAUACUGGCUUGUUUUUUGAUCUUUAUUUUCAAGUAUCGGGGUAAAGCUGUAGGUUGAAUGGAGACAGAUGAGACACAUCCUGGGCACUCUGAAUUCCUCAGUUCUAUGGUGUCUACAAGCCACAGAAAGUUGCAGAGCAGAAGUCUUGUUUCCCAGACGGUUGCAACUCUGGUGCUAAGCCUCUGAAGUUUAGGAGGCUGUGAUUGUGUAAGCUAUGAUUCAGCAGAACCCUGCAACUAUGGGCACAUGAAAAUGAAAGAAUGGAAUUCAUUACGAAACAAAGGCAUUAUUGCAUAUGAAAUGCUUAGAGAUUAAAACAGUGCUUUUUAUGUUUACAGGAGGUGCUACCUUAUGUUUAGAAAGAACUGUGUUGUAUUCUCAACAGCUAUUAAAAUAUAUGAAGUAUAUGCUUUAACAUGAAGACUUUUGUUAAUGUAAUGCCAACUUGCAGGAAGCAUGGGGGAGGUUCCCCCUGCUGUGCUUUUUCUGAGGAAAAAAAGCUAUAAUUUGAGCUCUCCAAAGUGUUUUAAAACAAUUAUGUAACUUUGAUCUUUUUGUUGUUAGAACUAUUAAUUUAUAUUUUAUUACAGCUUCAAAAACCAUGUUAUAUUUUGUUUUAACAGUAGUUGAUUAUAAUAUUAAUCUUACUUAGAAACCAGUUUUUAUUCAUUUUGUAUUUCAUACCUGUGGCUAAUUCCUUGUUAAUUAGCCUUCAUUUAUUUUAAUAAUGGGAUGUGUAAAUACUUAUAUAGACUUUAUAUCCUCAUUUCCCCUUCCUCUCAUGUAUUUUAGUUAUUUCCAAUGGUAUAACGUAACCAAAACACCUUUGCUAAUGUUAACACCUUGAGCAGUUCAUCGUAACAUAGGGCGGAAAUGAAAAUAGUUUUCUUUAAAUGAAUAGAAACUCCAGCACAUGGAAUGUAUUGAUAAUAAAGGAAAACAAUCACCUUUCAUGCUGAGAAAUGGUGGGGUACAGCCCAGAGAACUGUUCUGCAGGGUUACCUGAACAUAAGCCCUAACCCAGCAAGUGUUUGGUACUCUGAAUUUUGCCUGUGUAGUCAGUAGGCUUAUAUGCAAUGCAUAAAGUUAAGCACAUAACCAAGUCCUUGCUGUAUCAGCGUCAAAUAUUCAGGUUUUAAACUUGCUAUAUUAUACUUGAACUUGCCGAAGAUAGAUAAAUAGGAGCUUUAUGUUCAGAGCUGCUGAGCACCUCCUUUUAGCUGAAAGCCAUUGCAUUGUACAACAAAAAACUGCCAGAGUGGGAAGCGUUUGCUUGCAUCAUUUAUAUAAUGUGAGAGGUUUUCUAGGCUGUUUGCCUGCAUGGUACAAAGCGGCCUUAGAUAGCUCCGCUAUCAUUUCGCUUAGAGGUGGAAACUGGAAACUGCUCUGUGUGUUUGUGUGUGCGUACACAACAAGAGCAUAUGUGUAAAGAAUUCUGUACCUUUUCUGUAUCAUUUAAUUGCUCGUGUAUUUUUGACAAGUGCACCAAUUCUUUAUAGCUCCCAAGGAGGCCUAGCAGUGCAUUUCUGUGUUGAUUAAGAUCCUUUGGCUUACAGUACAAAUAAAUGAAGUUUUAAGCAA